AUGGCUCGUUCUGCACUUGUUUCUGAAGGGUUUAACAGUUGGAAGAGAGUUAAUGAUGGAGAAAAAUGUGCAUUUCUUAUUCAUGUUGGUUCAUUGUCUUCAUCACAUAAUAGAUGUACGAAAUGUGUUCAAGAUUUGAUGAAACCAAAGCAAAAUAUUGACAAAGUGUUGAAUGCUCAAUCUACGGAAGAAAUUAUAAAGAAUAGGUUGCGCCUAAAGGCAACAAUUGAAGGUUUAUUAUGGCUUGCAACUCAAGGAUGUUCUUUUAGAGGUCAUGAUGAAUCAAAGAGUUCCUUAAAUCGUGGAAAUUUUAUUGAAUUGUUGAAAUUUCAAGCACAUUUAAAUGAUGAAAUUGCAAAAGUUGUGUUACAUAAUGCCCCGCAAAAUGCUAGAUACACUUCUCCGCAAAUUCAAAAGGAAAUAUUGCAUAUUCUUGCUAAUAAAGUGAGAACAAUGAUUCGAGAUAAAUUGGGAGAUGCCAAGUUUUGUAUUCUUGUUGAUGAAGCUCAAGAUGAAUCUAAAAAAGAGCAAAUGUCCCUUAUUUUCAGAUUUGUUAAUAAUUCUGGAUUUUUGGUUGAACGUUUCUUUGAGAUUUUGAGUGUUGAGGACACAACAUCAGCAAACCUUAAGAAAUCAAUUUCUGACAUCUUUGUUCAACACAAUAUUCAAAUCCACAACAUGAGAGGACAAGGGUUAACAUUGGUUGCAGCUGCUAAGGAUGUGCCUUCUAUUUGGCAAUUCUUUUCUUAUUUGACUUCCAUUGUAAACUUCGUCAUCUCGUCUCCUAAACAUCUUAGUGAUUUACAAUCUGCUCAACAAGAAGAGAUUGCAUAUAUGUUGGCUAUUGGUGAGUGUGAAUCUGGUACAGGAGCUAAUCAAAUUGGUACAUUGCAUAGACCUGGUGCUACUCGUUGGAGCUCUCAUUAUGAUUCUGUUAGGAACUUGAUAGACAUGUAUGAAGCAACUUGUAAGAUCCUUGGAAAUCUCAGUGAAAAUGGGUCAAAUGGUACAAUACGUGGGGAAGCUUGUGAUUUUCAAGUGAUGGAACUAAAUUGUAAAUUCAGUGAGGCAACAAUGGAACUUUUUGCUCUUUGUUCAGCUUUGGAUCCUACUGAUUCAUUUAAAAAAUUUAAUAUGGGCGAUAUUUGUAAGCUUGCAUCAAAAUUUUAUCCGACUGAUUUUACUCAACAAGAAAUUCAUGCUUUGAGAGUUAAAUUGGAACACUAUCAACUUGACAUAGUUUAUGAUCAUGAGUUUCAACAAAUUUCUACUCUUUCUGCAUUAUAUAGAGAAAUGAUUGUGACUAAAAAGGUUGAGAGUUAUGUUAUGAUUCAGAGAUUAAUUCGACUUGUCUUGACUCUUCCUGUAUCAACUGCAACUACAGAGAGAGCCUUUUCAUCCAUGAAAUUUCUCAAAACGACACGUUGCAACAAGAUGGGUGAUGAUUUACUUUCUGAUUGCAUGAUUCUCUACAUAGAACGACAAUUAUCUGAGAAAAUAGACUUGGAAUCAGUAAUAGAUGAGUUUUAUACUCUAAAAUCUCAUCGAGCACACCUUAAGUAG
This is a messenger RNA of Zingiber officinale, 1563 nucleotides long. RefSeq names its product zinc finger MYM-type protein 1-like. The coding region runs from base 1 to 1563 and encodes 520 amino acids. Lineage: Eukaryota; Viridiplantae; Streptophyta; Magnoliopsida; Zingiberales; Zingiberaceae. The record is from RefSeq and is a predicted model, not a curated record. Gene Ontology annotation, molecular function: protein dimerization activity. The transcript is spliced from 3 exons.